UGGGCAAGCCCCCUCGUUCAAGGCGAUCGCUUCCACUGCAACACCCUUCCUUCAAGCCUACUGUGUGGGCGUUCGACCUUUCAAAGCCGUGCUUGGAGCUGGAACCAGCGAUCGAUAGCUAGGGUCGCCGUCACCGAUCUCAGCUUCAUUCCCAGCCCACAUCGCAAUCAUGGCGGAAAAAGCGCUCGCGCCUUACAAGGCCGGGACCAAGGCGUGGUUCACCGACAAGGAGCUCGGAUGGAUCAGUGCGACGCUGUCCAAGAAUGUCAGCGUGUCCAGCUCGGGCGAAAUUCUGCUCAGCUUCGUGCUGGAUGAAGGCGGAGCCACGAGGGAGGUCAGGACGAACACUUCCAAGCUCAAUCAACCUGGCGGCGCAGACGAGAUCUUGCCCCCGCUCCGCAAUCCACCUCUUCUGGAAGCGACGGAUGAUCUCACCAAUCUGUCCUACCUCAACGAGCCCGCAGUCUUGCAUGCGAUCCUCUCCAGAUACAGCCAGCGCCUCAUCUACACUUAUAGUGGUAUCGUCUUGAUCGCCGUCAACCCCUUCGACUCUCUCAAUCUUUACUCUCCCGAGAUCAUUCAGGCCUACAGCGGUAGACAGCGUGGUGAGCUGGAGCCACACUUGUUCGCCAUAGCCGAGGAUGCAUACAGAUGCAUGGUGAGGGAUCGCAAGGAUCAGACGAUUGUCGUCUCGGGUGAAAGUGGUGCUGGUAAGACUGUAUCUGCGAAAUUCAUCAUGCGCUACUUUGCGACUGUGGAGGAUCCGGACAGGCCAGGUGCGAGGAAGGCCGCUGCGACCAGCGCUGCCAACAGCGGACAGCCAAAUGGUGCCAGUGCGAGUGGCAUGAGCGAAACGGAAGAGCAGAUCUUGGCUACCAACCCCAUCAUGGAAGCGUUCGGCAACGCAAAGACGACCAGAAACGACAAUUCGAGUAGGUUCGGAAAGUACAUCGAGAUCCUUUUUGACAAGAACCACGAAAUCGUUGGCGCCAAGAUUCGAACUUACCUCCUCGAGAGGUCCAGAUUGGCCUUUCAACCCACCGAAUCUGGCGAGAGGAACUUCCACAUCUUCUACCAGCUUUGCGCCGGUGUGCCUACUGGCGAGCGCAAGGAUCUCGGGCUGGACGAUGCGUCCAAGUUUCACUACCUGAAUCAGGGAGGCAAUCCAGUCAUCGCAGGUGUGAACGAUGCGGAGGAGUUCAAGGCCACGCAAAAGGCUCUCAGCACAGUAGGAGUCACCAUCGAGCGACAGUGGUCCAUCUUCAGGUUGCUCGCUGCCUUGCUUCACUUGGGCAACGUCAAUAUCACCGCUACGAGGACCGACGCGAUGCUCGCGGAUGACGAGCCAUCUUUAUUCAUCGCGACGCGCAUGCUGGGCGUCGAUCUGAGCGAGUUCCGCAAGUGGACUGUGCGAAAGCAGAUCGUCAUGAGAGGCGAAAAGAUCGUCUCGAACUUGAGCCAGGCUCAGGCCAUUGUUGUUAGAGAUGCCGUCACCAAGUACAUCUACACGUGCUUGUUCGACUGGCUUGUUGAGCAGAUGAAUGACAGUCUCGCUCUCGGUAGCGGCCACUCGCGCGACACCAUGAUUGGUGUGCUCGACAUCUAUGGCUUUGAGCGUUUCAAGGUCAAUUCAUUCGAGCAGUUCUGCAUCAACUACGCCAACGAGAGGCUGCAGCACGAGUUCAACCGGCACGUCUUCAAGCUCGAACAGGACGAGUACGUUGCGGAACAGAUCGAAUGGACGUUCAUCGACUUUGCAGACAACCAGCCCACGAUCGACAUGAUUGAGGGAAAGCUCGGAAUCUUGUCUUUGCUUGACGAAGAGUCGCGACUCCCGUCCGGGUCAGACGCUAGCUUCCUUCAGAAGCUCUACACACAGCUGGAAAGACGGCCUGAGCUCAAGAACAGCUUCAAGCGACCUAGGUUCGGACAGUCUAGCUUUGCGGUCUGCCACUACGCUCUUGACGUGACGUACGAGAGCGAAGGCUUCCUGGAAAAGAACAGGGACACUGUGCCUGAUGAACAUCUCGCUUUGCUCGGAAACACAAACAAUGCGUUCCUCAAGGAGGUGCUAGAAGCAGCUACUGCUCUGGCGCAGGCAGCAAAAGAGCCACCUCCGGCUGCUCCUGCUGACGCCAAGGCCCCGCCUGGACCCCGUCGCUUGGGCGGUGGAGGCAUGAUCAGGAAGCCUACCCUCGGAUCUCAGUUCAAAGCCAGCUUGGUCUCGUUGAUGGCGACGAUUGAAGCCACAAAUGUCCACUACAUUCGCUGCAUCAAGCCAAACGAGGCCAAAAAAGCCUGGGGCGUCGAGCCGCAGAAUGUGCUCGGGCAGCUACGAGCUUGCGGUGUGCUCGAGACCAUCCGCAUCAGCUGUGCCGGCUACCCCUCCCGUUGGACCUUUGCAGACUUUGCUGAGCGCUACUACAUGCUCGUGCCCUCGUCGAAAUGGGACAUGAGCACGAUGGCCAAGGUGCAAAAUCUGGCCAUUACCAUUCUCAGGAGCACCAUCCAGGAGGAGGACAAGUAUCAGAUCGGUCUUUCAAAGAUCUUCUUCCGCGCCGGUAUGCUUGCUCACUUUGAGCAGCGCCGCGGCGAUCGUCUCAAUCAGCUCGUCACGCUCAUCCAGAAGAAUUUGCGCCGCAAUCAUCAACGCAAGCGUUUCCUGCAACUUCGCGAUGGCACGGUCCGCCUGCAGACCUGGUGGCGCAUGGUGUCUGCCAAACGCUACGUGGACAAGCUCAGGCGCGAUAACGCCGCUCUGCGCAUACAGACAGCUACGCGAGGUUUCAUUGCGCGUCAAAGGCAUCUCCGCAUGCUCAGAACCGUCGUGGCCAUCCAGAGCAUCGCGAGAGGACGAAAGAUUAGGUCGACUUUUGUCGGCGACAAGCAAAAUUUUGCGGCGACUCGCCUGCAGAGCUUGCUGCGCGGAGCGCUUGUUCGCCGCAAAGCUCGUGCAGACACGAGAGGUAUCAUUCUGUUGCAGAGCUUGCACCGCCGUCGCCUCGCCAAGAGGGAGCUGGUUGGGCUGCGAAACGAAGCCAAGUCUGCCAACCACUUCAAGGUCAUCUCUGGUCGUCUCGAGAACAAGGUUGUCGAGCUUACACAAAGCCUCCAGUCUCGCACCAAGGCGAACAAGGAGCUCAGCAACAAGAUCAGAGCGCUCGAGGAGCAGGUCAAAGCCUGGCAGGAGCGACAUGGCGAACUCGAUUCGCGCGCUCGCGGCUUGGAAGAGGAACUCGCCAAGCCCACAGUGGCAGCCGCCGAAUUUGAGACACUCCUUGCAGAGAAGAGGGACAUUGAGGCACAGCAUUCGGCCUCGAUGAGGCGCGUCGCGGAGCACGAAGCCAAGGUUGCCCAGCUAGAGGAAGAGCUUCGCGUUCAGGCAAAGGAGCUGGAGGCGCGCCAGACUGCACUUAACAGCAAGGGCAAGACGUCGGACGAGGACUCGGCCACGAUCACCAGCCUGCGCAACGAGGUCAGCACAUUGCGAGCAGAGGUCAACAGGGCCAAUGCAUUGGCGACGCUGUCCAAGAAUCAACAACGCAUCGAGAAUGCUGCGCCACCCGUGUUCAACAUGGCCACUGGCAAGGACGGCUUCCAGUCUCAGGGAAAGAGACGUGCUCGAAGACACUCCGAAACUGGACCUUGGCAAGACGGCGUUGCCGCUGCCCACCCCGACGAUCAGGAAAUGUCGGCAGUGAAGCGAAGCGUCGCGCACGCCAACAGGCAUGUGAGCAUGGCAUUUGGGCCAGGCCAAGGCCCUCGUGCCGAGGAGUUCGACGAGGAGGCUGCAGCUCAGGAUCAGAUCAUCGCUAUCCUCGAAGAUGAAGAAGGCCUGGAUCGAGAUGUGCUCGACACGAUGAUCCGCAACCUCAGACCGCCAGCUCCGAGCAUCCAGAACCCGCCUUCGCCCAAGGAGGUCUUCUUCCCUGCGCACGUUGCCAUCAGCUUGCCCGUCAACGAGCUGUGGAAGUACGGCAUGAUCAGGGAAUCGGAGAGAUUCCUGGCCAACGUCAUGCAAACUGUUCAGCAACACGUCAUGUCGUAUCAGGGAGAAGAUGCUAUUGUUCCUGGCAUCUUUUGGUUGUCCAACGUGCACGAGAUCCUCUCCUUUGUUUGCAUUGCCGAGUCGGACAUGCUGCAGGGUAUCGGACCGGGCAUGGAUGGCGCCGCUCGACCUUUCGAGUGGGGCGACUACGAACGGCUCGUCACGAUCGUGAAGCACGACUUGGACAGUCUAGAGUACAACAUCUACCACACCUUCAUGCAAGAGACGAAGAAGCGUCUGCACAAGAUCGUCGUGCCGGCGCUCAUCGAAAGUCAGAGCUUGCCCGGCUUCGUGACCAGCGACUCGGGCGGUCGGCUAUUCAACCGCUUGAUUUCUGGCGCUUCUACCCCUGCUUACACCAUGGAUGAUAUCCUCGGUAUCCUGAACAAGGUUUGGAAGAGCCUCAAGAGCUACUACGUCGAGCCAAGCGUUACCAGCCAGUGUAUCAGCGAGCUGCUGAAGCUGAUCGGUGUCACCGCGUUCAACGACAUUCUGAUGAGGAGAAAUUUCUGCAGCUGGAAGCGCGCAAUGCAAGUCCAGUACAACAUCACGCGAUUGGAAGAGUGGUGCAAAUCGCAUGACAUGCCGGAGGGUACUCUGCAGUUGGAGCACCUGAUGCAGGCCACCAAGCUGUUGCAACUCAAGAAGGCAACGCUUGGCGACAUCGACAUCAUCUACGACGUGUGCUGGAUGCUCACCCCUACUCAGAUCCAAAAGCUGAUCAGCCAGUACUCUGUGGCGGACUACGAGAACCCCAUCUCUCCCGAGAUCCUCAAGGCUGUAGCUUCUCGCGUUGUUCCCGGCGAUCGCAAUGAUCACCUCCUGCUGCCGCCCGAAGUUGACGAAGCUGGACCGUUCGAGAUUCCUCUACCAAGACUAGUCACCGGUAUCGAGACCUAUUGUCCCGCGUAUCUCAAUGUUCCCGUUCUCAAGAGGCUAGCAAGUUGCGUCGCGUGAGUCACCAGACUCCAUUGACGUCGCUCGCAGGACGAGCCCCGCCGCGAGCUUCUGCGUCCCCUUUCCGCCCCCAUCGCUUUGUCUCCAUGCUCCUACCGACCUUAUUGAUUAUGAUUGCUGGGCUC
Messenger RNA from Ceraceosorus guamensis, 5130 nucleotides. Its product is annotated as myosin V. Gene Ontology annotation, biological process: vesicle transport along actin filament; actin filament organization. Gene Ontology annotation, molecular function: ATP binding; microfilament motor activity; actin filament binding. The transcript is spliced from 9 exons. Gene Ontology annotation, cellular component: cytoplasm; actin cytoskeleton; vesicle. NCBI's taxonomy places the organism in Eukaryota, Fungi, Basidiomycota, Exobasidiomycetes, Ceraceosorales, Ceraceosoraceae. The record is from RefSeq and is a predicted model, not a curated record. Bases 170 to 5005 code for a protein of 1611 amino acids.